GGGAGGGGAGGAGAGCGGAGACGAGGAAGGGCUUCCGGUUACAGUUGCUGAGGCGGCUCUCCGGCGGCAGUUUCUUACUCCACCCCCCGCUCGGGGGCCACCAUGUCGGGGCUCAACAAGAUGGAGCUGGAGGGCUGUCGUGACCUGCUAGGCCUGAUGGAAACUUCCGAAAUCCUCUCUCUGUGCGACACCAUCACCAACCGCCUGGUUCACCCACAGGACCGCCAAGAUGCCAUCCGUGCAGUAUUAGCUUAUAGUCAAAGUGCUGAAGAACUUCUGAAGAGAAAAAAAGUAUACAGAGAAAUCAUAUUUAAGUAUCUAGCAAUGAAAGGAGUUAUUGUGCCUCCAGGUUCUGAAAAGCACAAUCUUAUUCAGUAUGCAAAAAAUCACUGGAACAAGCCAGAGUUGAAGGUGGAAGAAACACUGGAGAGCGUUCCAAAUACAGAAGACACCAUACUAUUUGAACAAGAAAAAAGAGAAAAAAAAGAUGAACAAUUUGCAGAUUGUUCCAAGUUAGGAGAAGAAUUCUGCCAGUGGUUCUUUGAGCUUCUUAACUCCCAGAAUCCUUUCUUUGGACCACCCCAAGAAAAAUGGGGACCACAGCACUUCUGGGACGAUGUCAAGCUAAAAUUUUGUUACAACACAUCAGAACAAAAUGUGAUAGACUAUCAUGGUUCAGAGCUGGUGAGCCUUCGUCUACUAUCUCUGGUGAAGGAAGAAUUUCUGUUUCUUAAUCCCAACCUAGAUUGCAAUGGACUGAAGUGUGUAUCCUCUCCACAUGGAUUAGUUGUAGUUGCAGUUGCUGGCACUGUCCACCGAGGCAGUGUGUGUUUGGGCAUCUUUGAACAAGUAUUUGGACUCAUCCGCAGCCCUCUUCUAGUAAACACUUGGAAAAUAAAAUUUGUCAAUCUAAGGAUUGUUGGACAGAAUUCUCUUGAACCUGGAGUGACAUUGGAGAAACCAUCAGUUACACUGGAACCCAAUGAGUUAGAAUCCUUAUAUAAUGGAAAUGGAAUGACACGUAGUAGAAAUGAAGCAUUAGUUACUGAAACCCAUGCUUUGUGUGGUGGAAGUGGAAACCCGGCAUCGUGUCAUGGAAAUGAGGCAUCAGUUAACACGAGUGAACCGGAAUUGCCUAAUCCUCCAAAACACUGAGCUCUGUAUGUCAAAUUAAAAAGCUUUUUAUUCAGAACCUCUUUAGCUUAUGCGGUACCAGUAUUGCUCAGAUGAUUUCAGGUUUACAGGGUUGGCACGUUUUAGUUGAGAUACUUUUGUUGACUACAAACUAAGAUUUUAUGACAAUGCUUAUCUUUUUCUCCUUCAGUGUGGGCAAAUAUUAAUUAGAUCUUGGUGGUGUUCAUCAAAUAAAUUUCACUUCAGAUUUCAUAAUUAAUAAUGUGCCUUAGAAAUCAAGUGAUAUUUUCAUUUUAUUUUGCAGAAAUUAUAAUUCAUUUUUCAAAAUGUCUGCUUUGUAACAGAGGAAAAUGUAUAAUAAUGUGCAUAACUUCCCAGCUAGGUUCUUAUUUUAAGUUAUUUGUACAUGGAGUUGGAUAUUUUAGAAACAUCUCAUUGAGCAGCUGUUACAAAAAGAGUAUAUAGCUGUAAUGGAAAUCAUUUUCCCACUUGAGUACCUGAAUGGUAGCCUCAAUGCAAAUCAAAGAAUUGAGCAGCUGAGUGACAAACUCUUAUAUGUAUUUAAUUGUGUUUAAGGGAAAAUUCCAGUGGUCUUUGCUAUGGGUGUUCAUUGUACAUAUACCUUCCAAAAACAUCGAAACUAAUUUUCUCAAACUUUUGGCAUUGGCAAAUGUUGAUUUCAAAGUGAGCUAACACUGAUCCUUAUUUAUGCCUACUUGAUAAAAAUGCAGCUUUUUACUACACCACCUCUAAAAGUUACUCUUCUAAAAUCAUCUUGAUUGGUCUAAGAUUUUUUUUUUUAAUAAUGAAUUUCACUCACAAGGUGUUUUUCGUUUUUGUUGGUACUUUUUCCCUGCUUAAUUUAUUUGGGUUACACACUUCAAUUGCCAGUAAUAAAUUGAUGAAAAUAAA
Trichosurus vulpecula (common brushtail) is the source of this 2046-nucleotide messenger RNA. It is a transcript of the gene C4H3orf38, whose product is annotated as chromosome 4 C3orf38 homolog. The record is from RefSeq and is a predicted model, not a curated record. The coding region runs from base 103 to 1155 and encodes 350 amino acids. The transcript has 3 exons. NCBI's taxonomy places the organism in Eukaryota, Metazoa, Chordata, Mammalia, Diprotodontia, Phalangeridae.